AUGUCCAAAAACCUCUAUAUUUUUGGAAGUGACGCCAAUGCGAGGUUUUUAGCAUCCCAGUUCGCAUCGAGACAUGAUUCGUGGCUGAGAACAUCUCUUCUCUUCCAUAAAGACCCGAUUUUGAAGAACUACUUCAUUAAUGGGUCCAAGAUUACUUAUGAAAAUGCAUUGAAUCGAUUCAAUCCUGUGAGAAUUACGUACGAGAUACCGGCACUACUCAGGCCUGAGCAGGAGAGGAGUUCUCGGCAAGUACCUGACCGUCAUAUCGAUAACUUGAUAGUGACGAAUCCGGAUUUGGAGAAAUCUACAGCUCUACAAGAAUACAAAGAGUAUAUAUCGGAAGAUACCAACGUUAUAUUUGUCAAUCCAGGCCUUGGAGCAGUGGAAACGGCUACUAGAGGUUUGUUAGGACAUCCCCAUAUAUGGCAGGCUCUAUCCACUCAUAUAGUUGAAAACGGUAAAAACUUUGACAUAAAGCACUUGAAGGCGGGUGAUUUUAGAGUAUGCGCUUGUCCAACCUCAGAAUCCUUUCUGGACUUUGUACAACUUCAGGAGAAGCUAUUUCCAAACGAUAGAGAAGUUCCCAUGGUCAUUAAGAAGUUACUUGAGCUUCCCAUGCUUGGGGCACUUUAUUUCCCCUAUAAAGAGGUAUAUACAUCCCAGCUAGAAAAAGUAAUGGUGGACUGUUGUAUAUAUCCGUUGGUUUCAUUAUUCGAGACAGAUUUGCAGAGACUGUCUUCUAUUCGGUCGAUAGAAAGAACCAUUUCAAGCAUUAUAGAUGAAUGCUUACUUGUUCUUGGAAAUUUGAAUCGAGUUAAAUCUUUAAGGAAGGUUGAUCCUACAAUUAAUGCGAUUUUGGAUAAACAGAGAAUGUUUGAUAUAAUCCUACAGAUUAUUGGAACAGUUAAUGUCAAGAGUCCCUCUUUCAGGAACAGCAAGAGUACUAUUCUUCAGGCCAAAAUGCUUCCUUCUGUGGGAUUUUCUAGGAGAUUCGAUCUUAGAAGCACUAAUGGAUACAUAGUUAAACUUGGAAGGGAACAGAAUAUUGAUACUCCCGUCAAUAGGACUCUCAUGGAUUUGGUAGUUGGAAGACAGUCCAUUGAUAACGAUAAUGGUGAAGUGAUUCUUUAA
Brettanomyces nanus is the source of this 1131-nucleotide messenger RNA. RefSeq lists its product as uncharacterized. Gene Ontology annotation, molecular function: 2-dehydropantoate 2-reductase activity; NADP binding. Lineage: Eukaryota; Fungi; Ascomycota; Pichiomycetes; Pichiales; Pichiaceae. Gene Ontology annotation, cellular component: mitochondrion; cytoplasm. The transcript has a single exon. The coding region runs from base 1 to 1131 and encodes 376 amino acids. The record is from RefSeq and is a predicted model, not a curated record.